GGUCGUGAUGUCGGGAUGGCGCUAAACUGUCACAAGCUCGUCGGCGUCUAUUCUCAUUAUUCCCGCAUUUCGUUGGACUUUCCUUAACAAAAUGUUUUACUUUUGCGUGAUUUUAUUAAUUUUCACGAAACACAAACAGCAUUAUGCAAUUGCGAAAGGACGUUUUGUUUUAGAGUUGAACCUGACGUGAAACUGAAAAGAAAGAAACUCGCCGAAUCACCACCACCACCACCACCGACAGUAAAGAUGGGUGAGAACGUGAAGCAAGUGAGGGUGGACAAUUGGGGAAUAUUUUUUCUCCAAAGACUACAAAUGUUCUUCAGUAAAACAGACUACUGCGAUAUGACCCUGCAGUUUGAGGGCAACGUUCAGUUGAAAGUGCACAGACUUGUGAUGAAUGCAUGCACAGAAUAUUUUGAAUAUUUGGAGAAGUCUUGUCCAUCAUUGGAGGAUGGUGUCAUUUUGAUGCCCAGUAAUUUACAGGCAGAUGUCAUCGUACCCAUUGUGAACUUUAUUUACACUGGAAUGCUUGAAUUUAACAUGCUCACAUUUGAUAAGUUGUACAGGGCUGCAGAUUUGAUGAAUUUAAAUGUUUUGACCAAGCUGUUGGAUGCCCAAAAGGUGUCUGCUAAAAAGAAAAAUUGGCCUAUUCAGGAAAAAAAAGUGAAACCACAGUUAUCCCCAGUUGCAAAAGAAUUACCCAGUCCACUUCCAGGUCGUAAAUUGCCUGUAUGGAAGCGACGAGUCGUCCCGAAUCCGACGCCGUUGCCGUCUCCCUUUUCAGAAAGUAAAUGGAACGUGUCCCAGGAUUCUAUGUCCGCCGCAGACAACAGUCCCAAACCUACACGUUUCGAAUGGCCGGAGGACGACUUACCUUCGCUCAGCCUCAUGGACACGAGUUUCGACGACAUCUCGUACACCAGUAAACCGUUGCUCACACAAGCAGAGGAAAUUAAGGCCAGCACGUCUUUCGACUCCAUCAGAAACUCCGCUUCGCAGUCGAACGUCUCCGCAAGUUACAACAAGUCGCAGCUGUUGUCCCAGUCCAGCAUUGACAUGGACGAAGUCAAGGAUUACGUGAAGGAGCAGAAAAUCAGAAACGAUUUGGAGAUUUUAAAACAAGAGGUGGAGACUGAAAGGGUAGAAAUCAACAACCAGUCAAAAAGGAAACAAGAGGUGCAAAACGAAUCGCUACUGAAACGGCUAAAGAUCGAAAAGGAGAACAAAGAUAACAGUACAGGUUCAGUGAGCGUCACCACCAAAGGCACGGACGUAGACCACACGAAAAUCGUGUCGGAGAUAUUGAAAAAGUAUCCGCAUCUCGUCAAGAAGAACAAGAACAUCCGAUUGAAGAUCGUGUCGGCGGGAAACAAGUCCGGCACCUCAGUCGAAGCUAAAGUCACUUCUAAUCAAAACUUGCAGGAGUCCGAGAGGAAGACGUACGGGGAGAAGGGGAAGAGAACGAACGCCCACGUGGCGAACAGGAAGAAGGAGGGCGACGUUUGGGUGUGCAAUGAAUGCGACCAGUUGGAGUUCCAGAUGUUCUACCUGUACAAGAAGCACAUGAUCGACGUCCACAAUCAGCAGUUCGACAUCAACCUGUGCAAAUAUUGCGGUCGGAAGUGCAACACGCAGAACGUCAUGAUGUACCAUCUGUUCACCAAGCACGGCGUCAAGUCGCCCAAGGCCGGCAGUUAUCCGAAGUGCAACAAGUGUCCGUACAUCGCGUUGUCCAGUGCAAGUUUGGCCCGACACAAGGCCGAGCACGGCAAGCAGGAGGUGCAGUGUCCCGUGUGCGGCAUCGCUUUCGUCAAUAACGCCAGUCUGAUGCGCCACAUCCAAAUCACCAAUCACAAGGGCGAGAAGAAGCUGAAAGAAAGUUUCGACUGUCAGUUUUGCACCAAGAGGUACAUCCAUUCGGAGAUGAAUCUGUUGGCACAUUUGCGGGACCGUCACUUGGCAGAGGCACGUAGGGACGGCUUGGUGAUCAUUGACGACGACGACCACGACGAGGAGGUCAACGAGCAGCCCGAGGAGGAGCAGGAGGCACUCUUGGAGGAUUUUAUGGUACCUUCGCAAAUGAUGCGUCACCAAUCUACCGAGAAGGUGAACAUAAUUUCUAACGUUAAAGUGCCUGCCAACCAGCAGCAGGAGCCCAGUUCCGAGGCGGAAGCUCUCAACAACGUGGCGACGGGUAUAGCAACGAGUCUGGGGCUCGUCGACAUCGUCGUGCUGGACGACAACCAACAGUACAUACUCCAGCAGCAACAGGCCCAAACGACGAACACGGGGCAACCGGAAGAGUUCAUCCUUCCGGAUUUGAGCGGUGGAGGUCACGGAUUCACCGAGCAGGUCAUAACCACGCAGCACAGCGGCGUCUUGCCGCAAGCGAUGCUUCAGAGCGGCGCAGGAUCCAACGACGAACUCGUCAUGGUUUUAACGGACCACGACUAUCAGGACGGUCAGGAGUCGGCCGGGCACGUCGACAAUUCGAACAUUGUCGUACUUUACAGCCAUCCCGUCGACGGACAGCAACAGUACAUUACAUCUCAGGGAAAUUUAAUGGUCAAUUCGGAAACGGGGAUGUUGGAAAUCCGCAACGGUGGAACGAUAGAGUCUGAUCCGAAUCAGCCGAUCGAAUCCAUCGAGAUGAUCCAGAGGGAGAUCGCCAAGACCACGUCCUCCUCGUCCUCCUCCUCCUACUACCAGCCGCAAGAGUGCAAAACGCAGUUGGAUUCCGAAGAAAGUCUGGCGAACGCCGCCUUCGAAGAGACGGUCGCAGCACAAAAUCCCACCGAAGAGCAACAGAAAGAGCAGAUGUUUGCCUCUGAAGUACAACAAACGGAGCACCUAAAACAGAACGAGGAACAGGAAUCUGAAAACGACAAGUACCACGAGGUGCCAGAAAUGGACGCCACCGACGGAUCAAUACCCAAUAACCAGAUCACCUAUGAACAAAUGGAUAUUGAUGAGCCCCAAGCCGACCUGGAACACGUCCAGAACCCGGAAGAGGCACAAGAGGAACCCACUGUAGAAAGUCAAGUUACGGAAGAGAAACAAGAGGACGAAGGACAAGACGUGCUCCCCGAUACGAAUCCGGAGCAGAUAGCCCUGACAGACGAAGAAUGCCCAAAGAAUAUACAGGAAGAACAGGACUUACGACCGGACGAAGCUGUCCAACAGGAAGAUCUCAACUUGUCCGCGCCGGAAGUUUACGAACCCGAGGCGAUGGAAGUUGACGGUGGUGGGAAAGGUACGCCCCUCGAAGAUGUCCAAAGCCAACCUGACUCCGGGAUAGAUGGAAACGUUUCAGAAUCUACGGAUCAACACCCCGACUCUGCCAAUUCCGACGGUCAAACCAUCAAAGACGACGAGGUGGAAGAAGCUGCUAAUCAAGCGGUAGAGCCGGAAAAUAAUUCGUUCGAAAAGGAAGUAACGACCGCACCGGAACAGGAGACGGAAGAAAUCUCACAGCAGUCGGCCACGGAUUGUUCCCAACAGGAGAACACGUCGUGCGGGGCGCAAAGCGAAACGUCCAACAGUCAGUUUAACGACGACAAUUCGCAGUCGUGGCAGGACUCGCAGGACGACAGCGGUACCACCGGAGAAAAGUCUCGGGACGAACAGACGGGCAGUCGGGACGCGUCGGCGAUCCUAGAGGACUGGGAAGACACCGAUUCUCAACAGUCGGACAAACCGCCCACGGAAAUGCCGCAACUGGACGAUGACGCGGAUAAAAACGUGAAGGCUGCCGAAGCGGAGGCUCGAGUUCACAAACUGAUGAACGAUUGGGAGGAGGACGAGGACGAGGACAAUGCUGGACAAAAAAAGGUUCCGCCCUCGUAAACUGAAACGGCUUAGAAUUAAUCUUAUUUUUAAAUUGUGAAUAGAAUUAAGUUUUACAUAUACGAAUACAAGAUAUAUUUAGUUUUAAGGUGCAUCAUGAAUUUAUAUAGACAUUAUGAAGUGUAGAUUUUAGAAGUUUAUUCUUCUAGUAGACAUCAUUGUAUCCUUAGAUACUUUCACUGUAAGAGUGUACUGUAUGUCUGUCGUUUUUGUAAUAUAUUUACCAGAACAUGCUGAAACAUAUACUGAAAAUAAAGAAAAUGUAUACGAA
Molecule: messenger RNA, 4117 nt
Organism: Aethina tumida (small hive beetle)
Lineage: Eukaryota; Metazoa; Arthropoda; Insecta; Coleoptera; Nitidulidae
Gene: Cp190
Product: centrosome-associated zinc finger protein CP190
Exons: 10
Coding region: 247-3846 (1199 amino acids)
Biological process (GO): regulation of transcription by RNA polymerase II
Cellular component (GO): nucleus
Molecular function (GO): DNA-binding transcription factor activity, RNA polymerase II-specific; RNA polymerase II cis-regulatory region sequence-specific DNA binding; protein binding
Source: RefSeq, a predicted model, not a curated record